Knipowitschia caucasica is the source of this 270-nucleotide messenger RNA. The record is from the annotation of a GenBank genome assembly. NCBI's taxonomy places the organism in Eukaryota, Metazoa, Chordata, Actinopteri, Gobiiformes, Gobiidae.
AUGGGGGGGGUUGAUGGGGGGGAGGCUGAUUGGGGGAGGCUGAUUGGGGGGAGGCUGAUGGGGGGGGGGGGGGGGGGGGCUGAUGGGGGGGAGGCUGAUUGGGGGAGGCUGAUUGGGGGGGGGCUGAUGGGUGGGAGGCUAAUGGGGGGGAGGCUGAUGGAGCCCUUUGACUUUCUGCUGUGCCAGAUGUGUGUCCAGCUGUUGUCCCUGUGCUCUCUGGGGGCCAGUGCAGGGGCCGCUGCCAAAGACUCCUCCCUCAGGGACCAGUGA